Messenger RNA from Trematomus bernacchii (emerald rockcod), 4830 nucleotides. RefSeq names its product cadherin-like and PC-esterase domain containing 1 (gene cped1). The record is from RefSeq and is a predicted model, not a curated record. Lineage: Eukaryota; Metazoa; Chordata; Actinopteri; Perciformes; Nototheniidae.
AUGAGCUUCACCGAUGCGGAUCCUCCGGCCCCCCCUCCGGUUCCUCCGGUUCCGGUUCUGCUCCGGCCCGGUUCUGCUGCUGCUGCUCGGGCUCUGUGUGUUCCUGCAGACCCGGACCCGGUUCCUCUCCGGACCCCAGGAGGAGGAGGAGAAGGUUCUGCUGGAGGAGAAGGUUCUGUUGGAGGAGAAGGUUCUGCUGGAGGAGAAGGUUCUGUUGGAGGAGAAGGUUCUGCUGGAGGAGGAGGUUCUGCUGGAGGAGAGCAGCCGGAUCAUCGCCUCUCUGGAGGCCCUGCAGGCGGGGGUCUCUCCUCAGGCGGGGGUCUCUCCUCAGACGGGGGUCUCUCCUCAGGCGGGGGUCUCUCCUCAGGCGGGGGUCUCUCCUCAGGCGAGGGUCUCUCCUCAGACGGGGGUCUCUCCUCAGACGGGGGUCUCUCUUCGGACGGGGGUCUCUCCUCAGACGGGGGGACGGGGGUCUCUCCUCAGGCGGGGGUCUCUCCUCAGGCGGGGGUCUCUCCUCAGGCGGGGGUCUCUCUUCGGACGGGGGUCCACUCCAGACUCACGGCUCUGGUUCUGACGGGUCGGCACCCCCCCUCCGACCCGGAGCUGCAGCAGGUCCUCAGGGUCCUAAAGGAGCUCAGGUUCACUGUGACCAGCAGAGCCUAUGCUGAGACCAGCAACACACUGAGGACAGGUGUGACUGGGUGGAGCCUGGUGAUGUGUCUCAGCACUUCAGAGAGGAGCUGCCUGCGGAGGAUCUCCUUCACUCACCUGGCAGCCAAUCAGAGGGUGAACCUGUUGCCGGCGGUGAUGGAGGCGUUCUCUGAUGCAGGUGGAGGUCUCUGUGUCUUCUACACUCGCUCACACCUGUCAGGAACUCAGUUUCCCAUGAGGCCAGAGGCCUGUGGGUCGACCAAUCAGAAGCCGCCGUUACCUGCGGACAGCCCCUCACCUGGCGGAGCCCCGCCCCCUGCUCUGGUUGCCAUGGUGAAUGUUUACGUCCUGGUGACGUCAGUGAAGCCGCUCACUUCUUUCCUGCAUGACCUCAGCGUGGUGACGACCAAUCAGGAGCAGCGGGGCCGACCCACUCAGCUCGCUCACUUCCUGCAGCACACCCUCGGCCCUCACUCCUCCCAUGAUGCUUUGCGGCAGAUAAAGAGGGUGAUCGGUGAGGUGCUGCUCGCCGCCGUGUCGACCAAUCAGGAGCAGACCUCCAGCAGGUGUGUGUUGUGUUUCCAGCUGUUGACCUUCACUCUGCUCUUCAGCGGCUCCAUCACACCUGUCGUCGUCCAGGUGGACACUGACCUGACGUUCUCAGCUCUGAGUGAGGAGGCAUUUGAGGGACCAAUCAGCAGAGACCGGAUCCUGGAGGACACUCUGCACUUCCUGCACCUGUCCUCUGCAGAGACUCAGUACGGUGGCUGCACAGGGACAUACGGCAUCUGUCUCUCUGAAGACGAGUUUCUUCUUCUGCUUCAGUUUCAGCGGCAGAUGAAGACGCCCUCAGCUUUUCAACUGGUGUAUCCCAGCUCCUCCUCUUCCUCCUCCCCCUCCUCCUCCCCCUCCCCCUCCUCCUCCUCCUCUCCUCUCCUCCUCUCAGAUCUCCUGAUCAGGAUCAGCCGUCACUAUGAGCUGCAGAGGAACCAGAGCUCCAGAAUUAAAGAGACAGAACAGACCAAUCAGAACGCAGGAGGGUCUAAUGGUACAGGUGUGUGUGUGGACCCCCGGCUGCGGCAGCUCUACCUGUCCCCCCCUCUGGCUCUGACCCCCCCCUUCAGCCCCUCAGUGAGGGAGUACCGGGCCGAGGUGACCUUUGACCUCCUGACGGUGCGAGUCCGACCCGAACCCAUGAGCAGCGCCUGCCGCGCUCACCUGGACCAGCACCUGGGCCCCAGCAUGGCAGUCUUCCCCCUCGCCCUCGGCGACAGCAGCAUCAUCAUCCUGGUGACGGGCGGCAAGGAGCCCGUCGUCAUGGCGACCUACAGCGUGCAGGUGACCCGCGACAGCCGGCCCAGCCUGCCCAUGUUCGGAGAUCAUGUGACCUGCAGCUUCCUGCAGGACUGUGGUCUGGUGGUGCACCCUGGUCUCCCCUGUGGUCUGCAGCCCUUCAUCAGGACGCUCAGCCCCCCCCUCACCUGCAGCUCAGGACACCAUCCAGGUGUGUGGGUGGUGCCGUGUCUCACCUGCUCUGACAACAGGACGUGUGAUUGGAGGGAGGUUACCUGGCAACCAGACGGCUGUUACCACCCGCAGGUCUCCCCCCCCCUGCUGCAGGCCUGUCUGACGGACAGGAAGGUGCUGUUCAUCGGGGACUCCACUAACCGCGGGAUGAUGUACUUCCUGUUGGAGCGGGUGAACUCCAGCCUGCAGGUGUGGGGGCGGAGCCACGACCUGCAGGUGUAUGAGCACCUGAACCAGGACCGGACCCUCGUCAGCUACUAUUACUACCCCCGCUUCUGGGAGGACAAGGACCAGAGACCCACCUUCAGACAGAGCCUGCUGCAGCUCAUACACAGGUCGCGCCCUCUGGUGAACUCUAAGCAGACGGUGCUGGUGGUGGGGGGGGUCCAGUGGCUGAAGGUGGAUCACCUGAGGACCGUCAGAGAGGUGCUGGACAGAGAGUCUCUCAGUGACGUCCUGGUGGUGGUCAAAUCUUUGGGGAUGGGGUUCCACCUACCUGUGGACGGGAUCCGGUCCCUCAGUCUGAGAGAGAUCCAGGACCUGUACAGGCAGAACCAGGACAUCAUCACUGCAGCAAAGCAUCAUGGGUACGAGGCGAUCGACACCUUCAGCAUCACCAUGGGUCGCUUCAGAGACUUCCUGCAGGGCCGCUGCGCCUGCCACUUCCACCAGGUGGAGAAGUCCUCCAGGCCUUCAGACCCCAUCACAGCCUCCAGAACCACACCUGAGCUCCAAUCAGACGCCCAGCAUCAAGAGAAGGAGGCGUGGCCUAGAGCCUCGACCUAUCACGUGAGAGGACCAGUGAACCAGGUGUACUCUGAGAUCCUGCUGAGCCGCCUGUGCCCCCGAAACACAUGAGAGAGAGACAGGAAGUGGUUCUGAUCCACACAACUACUUCCUGUUCAUUCUUAUGCACACUAGCUGCCUCUGAAGGACACUAGCUGCCUCUGAAGGACACUAGCUGCCUCUGAAGGACACUCGUUAGUCUAUGAUGUGUACUAGUUAGUCUAUGAUGUGUACUAGUUAGUCUAUGAUGUGUACUAGUUAGUCUAUGAUGUGUACUAGUUAGUCUAUGAUGUGUACUAUCUAGUCUAUGAUGUGUACUAGUUAGUCUAUGAUGUGCACUAGUUAGUCUAUGAUGUGCACUAGUUAGUCUAUGAUGUGUACUAUCUAGUCUAUGAUGUGUACUAGUUAGUCUAUGAUGUGUACUAGUUAGUCUAUGAUGUGCACUAGUUAGUCUAUGAUGUGCACUAGUUAGUCUAUGAUGUGCACUAGUUAGUCUAUGAUGUGCACUAGUUAGUCUAUGAUGUGCACUAGUUAGUCUAUGAUGUGUACUAGUUAGUCUAUGAUGUGUACUAGUUAGUCUAUGAUGUGUACUAGUUAGUCUAUGAUGUGUACUAGUUAGUCUAUGAUGUGCACUAGUUAGUCUAUGAUGUGUACUAGUUGGUCUAUGAUGUGUACUAGUUAGUCUAUGAUGUGUACUAGUUAGUCUAUGAUGUGUACUAGUUGGUCUAUGAUGUGUACUAGUUGGUCUAUGAUGUGUACUAGUUAGUCUAUGAUGUGUACUAGUUGGUCUAUGAUGUGUACUAGUUGGUGCACAUUAACUAGUUUCUAAUGCCCUAAAUCUGGCUGCUUCACUUCAGGUAUUUUCUGAUGCCUACUAACAAGGGUCUGAUACGUACAAACUGCUGCUGGUAUCUUUUGUCAUGUGACUAGUUAUCUCUGCAUACUAACUAGUGUCUGAUGCAUACUUACUAGUAGCUUAUGUUUAGUAACGACCUAGUAGCUUAAGUACUACUAGUUUUCGUGCCCACUUACUUGUUUCUGAUGCGUACUUGUUUAUAUUUGAAGUAUAGGGUCUAGUUUCUGAUGCGUACUUGUUUAUAUUUGAAGUAUAGGGUCUAGUUUUUGAUGCGUACUUGUUUAUAUUUGAAGUAUAGGGUCUAGUUUCUGAUGCGUACUUGUUUAUAUUUGAAGUAUAGGGUCUAGUUUCUGAUGCGUACUUGUUUAUAUUUGAAGUAUAGGGUCUAGUUUCUGAUGCGUACUUGUUUAUAUUUGAAGUAUAGGGUCUAGUUUCUGAUGCGUACUUGUUUAUAUUUGAAGUAUAGGGUCUAGUUUCUGAUGCGUACUUGUUUAUAUUUGAAGUAUAGGGUCUAGUUUCUGAUGCGUACUUGUUUAUAUUUGAAGUAUAGGGUCUAGUUUCUCUGUGUUAUUGUGUCUCUUGUGGUCAGAACAACGUCCUGGUUACUUUAAAGAUUCAUAUUGAAUUUUUUAUUUGAAUAUCCGUCCUCUGUCUCGAUGUUCCUCCUUUAUAUAUAUAUAUAUAUAUAUAUAUAUAUAUAUUUAAAUGCCUCAGUUAUUAUCUUUAUGUGUAUAUGAGAUGACGAUGAUGAUGAUGAUGAUGAUGAUGAUGGUGAUGAUGAUGUGAAGGAAACGUCUUAAUGUUUGUAUGUUUUAUAUUUCUCUACAGAUGUGUAUUGCGCCUCUCUGAUCGUGUUUACAUGUAAACAGAAUAUAUAUAUUUAUAUAAAUGUUAUCAUUAUCUUCUGCUCUAUGAAAUGUUUACAGGAACAAUUCAUCAAUCACACGAAUAUCCAAACAUGUUUUAUCUUUUAUACAUUUUAAUAUAUCUUUAUAUUAAAGUUAUAUGAA